AUGAAUGCGCUAACACGCGCUUCGCGUCUAUUCAACUCCUCAUUUUCACAUGCAGUCACCCAGCGAUCCGCCCCCUUCCGCGCCCUGUCCACCGCCCUAAAUUCUCAGCCCGCACUCACUCGAGGGCGUUACAGGACCACCUCUUCCCAGGAGUCUGCCUCCCGACUGUCAAGGCCCGCAGCAUUGCUGAUCUGUGCCUCAUCGGCUGCAACAACCUUUGCCCUCGCCUCACAGGCACGUCGCGUCUCGGCGCUCGCCGAAUAUUCUACAGCCGCUUCUGCGCCCGCUGCGUCUGACGUCAAAAGGACCCCGGAGAUUGUUUUGUACCAGUAUGAGGUCUGCCCGUUUUGCAACAAAGUCCGCGCCUACUUAGACUUCCAUGAUCUUCCGUAUCGCGUCGUUGAAGUCGAUCCGCUGCGCAAGACGGAGUUGGCAAAGUUUGACAAGUCCUACAGGAAGGUCCCGAUCGCCAUCGUUAACGGUGAGCAAGUGAACGGCUCGGGCGCCGUUAUCGAGCGCGUCGCGGCACUCAUGGAGCACGGCGGCCACGCCAAGCCCAGCGAGGUGGAGCGACAGUGGCUCACGUGGCUGGAUGAUAAGCUCAUCCAUUUAGUCGCCCCGAACAUAUACCGGACGAUGAAUGAGAGCUUGCAGACAUUUGACUACAUCGCGGAUAAUGCCAAGUUCUCGUCUUGGCAGCGGGGGACGAUCCGAUAUUCUGGGGCAAUCGCGAUGUACUUUGUCGCGAGGAAAUUGAAGAACAAGUAUGGUAUUGAUGACGAACGGGAGGCUAUUUUGGGAGCUUUGCAGGAGUGGACGGAGGCGAUUAAGAAGGGGGGUGGCAAGUUUUUGGAGGGGAGGGAGAGUCCUGGCGUCGCAGAUUUGAGCGUCUACGGUGUGCUCAAGAGCAUUGAAACCUUUGAUACUUUCACGGAGGUCAAGAGGAAGAACGAAGAGCUUGCUGAGUGGUUCGACAGAACGAAGAAUGCCGUCGGGCAACCAGCCGUUACCGUGAGAGAAUGAGAAAAUUGGGAGCGGAGAUUUUGCUUGCGUGAACGCUAACCUGAUUAAGUUUCUUUCUUUAAGGUCGUAACAAGUAAAACUCGGUCUAUCGAUCCGGCGAUGGGUAUUGCGGCAGGUGUACAAGUAACCCAGCGAACAAGUGUGGCGAUGAAUGGAAAAAGAGUCACUUUACGUAAACUAGCAAGCGAGUCAGUUAACAUUUCCGGAGAGGGGAUGGGCGAAACUUUCAUUCAACGCGAUCAAUGAGAUUGCGGAAAUGCAGCUGGACAUCGAUCAGGACAGUCCUUAAGCCGAUUCCUCUGUCUAGUUGAUUUUACUAGGUAUGUACAACCCUAUGAGGCUAAAAGGACAAAACCACGCUCUACAAAGGUGGUGAUUUGUCGUACUAUGAACAUGCAAGCGUGCAAUGCUCACAUGCUUCUGCCGUGAGUAAAGAAGACCCACGAACGGUUGCUUCCAAAAAAGCGCGAUAGUUUUGA
Chondrus crispus (carragheen) is the source of this 1502-nucleotide messenger RNA. RefSeq lists its product as hypothetical. Lineage: Eukaryota; Rhodophyta; Florideophyceae; Gigartinales; Gigartinaceae. Gene Ontology annotation, molecular function: prostaglandin-E synthase activity. Gene Ontology annotation, cellular component: mitochondrion. The record is from RefSeq and is a predicted model, not a curated record. The transcript is spliced from 2 exons. Bases 1 to 1023 code for a protein of 340 amino acids.